AUGCCUUCACGCAGCAGCAGCAGCAGCAACCCCAGCGAGGACAUCAAGUUUAGCUGGAAGGAUCAGCUCUCACCGAGGCUCAUGGGGCUCCGGGGCUUCAGGCGGGCCUCGGAGUCGACAGCCAAGAUGAGAGAAUCGGAGAACAGGCAGUUCACCAUGAUGCACUUCCCCGACCGCCCCACCAGGAGGAUCACUGAGGCUGAGAUCCCCAGCGAGGAGGAGUGCAAGCAGUACCUCAUCCGGAUGAGGAAGGCUUCCUUUGCUGAGCAGCUCCAGCGCCGGAAGGAGGAGCAGCAGCAGCAGCAGUCUCCUCCUCCUCCUCCUCCUCCAGAGCCGCCGUUGCGGUCUACUUUUGGACCUUUUAAGGCUCCGUUUCUACCGCUUACACCCGCCCAGGAGGAGAACCCAUUCGAGCCCGGUGCUCAGGAUGACAACACAGCAACCGGAGACUUCCUCCGUGUCCCCGAUGAUACCGCUCGUAUUAGCAACAUCACCGAGGAGGGCUUCAAUCUAGCCAGGGAGAACUCACCUCAACCCGUCAUCAUCAGUGAGGCCAAGACGGUCAGACUCGAGCGUGUCGAAAACCUCUCUCCCAGAGGAAGCCCCGAUGCAUCGCCGACCUCGUCCCCACGGCUCACCGAGGUACCUCGGGAUUGGUCCAAGCGAAAGCAGUCGGUUCAGAUGGUUGCCAUCCAGCGAACACCUGACUUUCAGAAGAGGAAGCAAUCCGUUCAGACUGUUCUUAUUCGCCGACCUUCGCGGGCUGUUCAUGAUGCCCUCAACUCUCAUCCCGUGCACCCUCAUCUGCCUCCCAUCAACGUCCACAUCCGACAAGACAGCAGCUCAGACCUUCUCUGUAGGGUGUGUCAUGUCGGCCUCGCUGAGAACUCGGGCACCUGCUCAACUUGCGGUGAGGAGUACUCAGCCCCAACCAGUCCAUCGCAGUCUCACCAUGACCUCCCCGGCGCCAACUUCUCCCGACCUCAGUAUAAGCAGCCUCAGCCUAUCAAGAAGUACCACCGCCCUCCUCCGCUCAUCCCCCAGUCCCUCGAUACCAUCGCGAGCCUCCACCGCCCUUCAGCCUCUCUUACGUCCGACCCAGAGGCCAACCAGAUCUCGCCUCCACCCUCACCUCGAUCUCCCAGCAGCGCCUCACACCCGACCCAAAGGGUGUUGACGAUGGCCGAGGCUCCUCCGACACCUUUGUCAGCACUCCCCACGCCCGAGGUGCUGAAGCGAUUUCAGCAGGAGAUUGAGAGCAAGGCUAGGACUGAGGGCGGUUCCAUGUUUGACGAUCCCUGGAACGUCAGGCCGAUAGCCGAGGAGAGCAGUUCAUUCGAGGAUGCUUGGAAUAAGAAGACAAGCGGCACCGAGAGCGACGUCUACGAGGAUGACUGGGCCGACUACUACUUUGACGAGGGUAACUUUGACACCGGAAGACGCAAGCAGGCCAAGGUGACGACGCCAGAGGUGCAGGGUUUCAUGCAACGAGAAUUGAGCUUGGAUGAGUAUGACGGGGCAUUUGCCAGCCCUGUGAACCCGGGACCGGGUUGGAUAUAG
Molecule: messenger RNA, 1560 nt
Organism: Fusarium falciforme
Lineage: Eukaryota; Fungi; Ascomycota; Sordariomycetes; Hypocreales; Nectriaceae
Exons: 1
Coding region: 1-1560 (519 amino acids)
Source: RefSeq, a predicted model, not a curated record